Cladophialophora psammophila CBS 110553 is the source of this 1602-nucleotide messenger RNA. RefSeq lists its product as uncharacterized. NCBI's taxonomy places the organism in Eukaryota, Fungi, Ascomycota, Eurotiomycetes, Chaetothyriales, Herpotrichiellaceae. The coding region runs from base 1 to 1602 and encodes 533 amino acids. The transcript has a single exon. The record is from RefSeq and is a predicted model, not a curated record.
AUGGCGCAUGCAUCCAACUCCCGGUUAGACGAAUCGUGGGUGGUCGAGGACCAAGGCGAUGAGAGCAUCAGUUGGGACGAACAUUCCGCAGCGUCGGACAUCGACGAAGAACAAAAGGCCACAUUCCAAAACAUACAGAACCCAGAGACGACAAGAGUUAUCCGCGAGCGACGCAAAUCUCCUAGGUUGUCCACCCCGACAUCACCAGAACCAGAGUUCAUUAUGCCAUCUUGGAGAACCACUAUCACUCCUUCGGAGCAAAUUGUUCGGAUGGCUAAACCUCCCACUACUACUAAAGUUGCCCAGUCAAAGAAGCAGAGAACCCUAGUACGGUCAGGUCGAUCGAAUCAAACACAGGCGCCCGCGCCAAUGGCGUCGCCAGUGGUGGACAAGAUAGUUCUUGUACUGGUGCAUGCCACCGAAUGGUCCCUCGAUGUCCUCGGGCAGACGCUGAAGACCUUGAAGCGGCCCAUCUCCUGGCUUCUUGCGGCAUACCUCUUCUUCGGCAUCUUGAUGCUUGUCCAAAACCUCCUGACGACAUCAGUCUAUACAGCUUUGUCGCCUAUAUGUCGCAUUCCCGGCGUGUCUCUUCUUAAUCUUCCACUCUGUCAGUUUACCUCACUCCACAAUGACAAACCAACUCUUCCUGCCAGCGCUUCCGCUCCUGUCGAAUUUGAUGCCCUAAUGAAAACGCAAUCUCAUUUUGAAGAAAUCAUGUCUGAAUCUGCCGCUGGUGUAUCUUUGCCUCUAGAUAUGAAACGAUCUGAGACUUCGAUUCGAGACCUGCGGCAGAUUGUGCGGUAUUCGCAGCUCGCCUCGCGCAAUGAAAUGGUCCUCGAAUUCGAUGGGUUUAUCGAGACGGCCCGCAUAGCAUCAUACGACCUGCAGAAAUUCAAUUCGCACGUCGGCCGCGGCGUGGACAUUGUCCUGAGCACGGCGCGCUGGACACAACGUGUGCUUGAUGACAUGGCAGUCAAGCAAUCUUCCCGAGGCAUCAUCCCAGGUUUCAUACAGGACAAGCUUCUUGCGCCUUUCAAACCAAUACAAUUCACCGAAGCAAGGCUUCUCGACCAAUACAUCUCGCAUACGCGGAUAGUGUCCGAAGAGAUUGAGCGCCUGAUCGAAGAGGCCCAAGCUUUGCUCCUGGUCCUGCAGAACCUCGAAGAUCGACUCGACGUGAUCCACGCAAUCGCACUGCGCGACAACGUCUCCGCUCAAGCCAGCAAAGACGAGAUCCUGUCGCAUCUCUGGACCCUCCUCGGCGGCAAUCGCGCCAAGCUGGGCAAGUACAACAACCAACUGACGCUUCUGAGACAAGUCGGCCAGUACCGAAAAGUCGCUUGGGCGCAUGUCUCGGCGACGAUCCUCAAGCUGCAGGCCAUGGGCGCCGAGUUGGAGGAGUUGCGCACCAGGGUGUCGAGCGCCGAGGUGCUGCGAGGACACAAGGAGAUCCCGCUCGCGGUGCAUGUUGAGAACAUAAGAUUGGGGGUGCAGCGACUCGAGGAGGGUAGGGAGAACGCCAGACGCCUUGAGCAGGGCCAUGUCAGACGGGUUAUGGAAGGUGCAGAACAGGGAAAUGUCAUGGCGUUGGGACAGACAUGA